This is a messenger RNA of Thunnus maccoyii (southern bluefin tuna), 1105 nucleotides long. RefSeq names its product G0/G1 switch protein 2-like. NCBI's taxonomy places the organism in Eukaryota, Metazoa, Chordata, Actinopteri, Scombriformes, Scombridae. The transcript is spliced from 2 exons. The record is from RefSeq and is a predicted model, not a curated record. The coding region runs from base 144 to 506 and encodes 120 amino acids.
AUAAAUGACCACAGUAUCCAGUAAAGAUUUGUCCUCGCUACAAACUGGAACUCAUGAGCAGGGUGACCUAGAACAAGCUACACCACGGCCCAAAUACAACUUCCAACCCAGCUUUUGCCCAAGCUGUAGCAGAUCCAGUGAAAAUGGAAAGCAUGCAGGAGUUGAUCCCCUUUGCCAAAGAGAUGCUGAGUCAGAAACCCACCCGGGGUAUGCUGAAGGUCUACCUGGUGGGAUCCGUGUUUGCGGUUCUGGGGACUGUCAUCGGCCUGGUCGAGACUGUGUGUCACCCCUUCUCCUCUGGCGAGCCGAUGGAUGCAGAGAUGGUCCUCAUGAUGGCUCAAGAGCAGAGGACUGUUAAGGCCAAGACCCAGUGCAAUGUGGGGCGCCAGGAAGAGGAGGAGGAGGAGGAAGAAGAGAAGGAGCUUGCCACAGCCCAGAAAAUGACCCCCUCCAAGACUCAUAGACCCAGCCAAAGGAGCAUGGCCAACCGUCUGCACGCUUCUUAAAGCUGAAGGGGAAAACCCAAGUGACUUGAGUUAUUUAUUAGGGAACUGCUCCUGCCACACCACAACGUUGUGCAACAUGCACAGAGUCUGAAGCUUUCUAGACAGAUGAAUGAGAAGCAUCUGACCUGCUUGCCAUUCUGUGCUGCCAAUAAAUGAUGCUCAAUGUUUCUCAGAAGUCUUUUAUGUGCUGGGUGCAUGCAGAAGACUCCAAAAGGUCCAGCAUAGCAGUCUACAGACAAGCUUUCUUCUAUAGGUUAAUAUGAGUCUAGUCAGGGUUUCAUGGGUUCAUGACAUAAACACACUGGAUGACUCAUGAAUUAAAACAUCCUGCUGCUGCUGCACGAAGUUUGGUCUCAAAAGGAGAAAAAAAGUUAGGACUUCAGAGCAUGAAGUUAGGAGUUUAUGAGGAGUAGCCAGUAUGACUGGCUGUGGUGAGCUGCUGUGUAGCACCACCUGCUGUCCGGUGGAUGUAUUUGACCUGCCACUCCACCCACAUCUCACUGUGUUUAAAGACAGGAACGUUGUUGUAAAUAAUAUGCUAUCUGCAAAUACUGUAUAUGUACCACAUUUUUACAUGUCAAUAAAAUUCAUUUUAUUUU